Messenger RNA from Melitaea cinxia (Glanville fritillary), 1679 nucleotides. RefSeq names its product T-complex protein 1 subunit eta (gene CCT7). Gene Ontology annotation, cellular component: chaperonin-containing T-complex. The record is from RefSeq and is a predicted model, not a curated record. Gene Ontology annotation, molecular function: ATP hydrolysis activity; ATP binding; ATP-dependent protein folding chaperone. Bases 48 to 1679 code for a protein of 543 amino acids. NCBI's taxonomy places the organism in Eukaryota, Metazoa, Arthropoda, Insecta, Lepidoptera, Nymphalidae. Gene Ontology annotation, biological process: protein folding. The transcript is spliced from 14 exons.
ACUUUUAGUCUGUGGAUUUGUUUUGGUUUAAAAGUAAAGAAAUAUUCAUGAUGCAACCACAGAUCCUAGUGCUCAGAGAGGGGACAGAUCAGUCUCAGGGCAAGCCCCAGCUGAUCUCCAACAUCAAUGCCUGUCAGCUGGUGGUCGAUGCUGUGCGUACCACGCUCGGUCCGCGGGGUAUGGACAAGUUGAUUGUGGAUCACAAUGGGAAGGCAGUUAUAUCAAACGAUGGUGCUACUAUUAUGAAGCUUUUGGACAUUGUUCACCCAGCUGCUAAAACAUUGGUCGACAUCGCUAAGUCACAGGAUGCUGAGGUCGGAGAUGGCACCACGUCCGUGGUAAUCCUUGCUGGUGAACUUUUGAAGAGGUUAAAGCCAUUUGUUGAGGAAGGAGUGCACCCCAGGAUCAUUGUCCGGGCUGUCAGGACAGCGGGCAAGUUGGCGGUCGAUAGGGUUAAGGAGCUCGCCGUUAAGAUUGAGAGCAAAUCUCCGGAAGAGCAAAGGGAACUCCUCCGCAAGUGUGCAGCGACGGCCAUGUCCUCAAAACUGAUCCAUCAGCAGAAGGAUCUCUUCUCCAAGAUGGUGGUUGACGCUGUUCUGUCAUUGGACACUCCACUGCUGCCCUUGGAUAUGAUAGGAAUCAAGAAAGUGUCAGGAGGUGCGCUAGAAGAUUCCUUCCUGGUCGCCGGAGUGGCUUUCAAGAAGACCUUCUCGUACGCUGGCUUCGAGAUGCAACCGAAGACGUACAAGGACUGCAAGAUUGCGUUGCUCAAUAUCGAGUUGGAGCUUAAAGCUGAGAGGGAUAACGCUGAAGUCCGUGUAGACAAUGUCAAGGAGUACCAGAAGGUGGUAGACGCCGAGUGGACGAUUCUGUACGACAAGCUGGCUGCGUUGCAUGCCAGCGGGGCUCAGGUCGUGCUCAGUAAAUUGCCAAUUGGCGACGUUGCUACGCAGUACUUUGCUGACCGCGACAUGUUCUGCGCGGGCCGCGUGACCGAAGAAGACCUGCGGCGCACGCAGCGCGCCUGCGGCGGCGCCGUGCUGAGCUCCGUGCGCGACCUGGCGCCCGCCGCGCUCGGCGCCUGCGCGCACUUCGAGGAGCGCCAGGUGGGCGGCGAGCGCUACAACUUCUUUACCGGAUGUCCCGCUGCCAAAACCUGCACGUUGAUCCUCCGUGGUGGUGCGGAACAGUUCCUCGAGGAGACGGAGCGGUCCCUCCACGAUGCGAUCAUGAUCGUCAGGCGUACCAUCAAGAACGAUGCUGUCGUUGCUGGCGGUGGCGCCAUCGACAUGGAGAUAUCGAAGCACCUGAGAGACCACUCCAAGAGUAUCGCCGGCAAGGAGCAGUUGCUACUGGGCGCGGUGGCGCGCGCCUUCGAGGCCAUUCCGCGCCAGCUGUGCGACAACGCGGGCUUCGACGCCACCAACCUGCUCAACAAGCUGCGCCAGAAGCACCACCAGGGUGAAACGUGGUACGGUGUGGACAUCCAGAAGGAAGAUAUAGCUGAUAACUUCGUGUCCUGUGUCUGGGAACCGGCGGUGGUCAAGAUCAAUGCUAUCACGGCUGCCUGUGAAGCCGCUGGACAGAUCCUCUCAAUCGAUGAAACAAUCAAGAAUGUCAAAGGAGGUGGUGACAUGCCAGCUCCGGGACGUGGCAUGGGUCGACCUCGCAUGGGAUAG